This is a messenger RNA of Bactrocera oleae (olive fruit fly), 916 nucleotides long. The record is from RefSeq and is a predicted model, not a curated record. Lineage: Eukaryota; Metazoa; Arthropoda; Insecta; Diptera; Tephritidae.
AUGUUUUCAGAACAAAAAUCAAAAUCUAAAUCGAUUUCGUUCUACAAAGCAAAUACUUUCUUUUUCAGCCAUACCGAUGGCUCGUCGGUUUUAUUUUCGUUUUCAUCAUUCGAUUGGGGUACCGGUGUUUUAUUGAUAGUGGCAAAUGUGCUGUGUGACGGUACGCGUAUCAUUACUAUAAAAUCAUAUACACCGGAAUACCUUCUGGAAAUUAUUACGAAGUACAAAGUAACGAAUUUAACUGGCUCGCCCAACCAAUUUGGAGAUCUUUCACAAUUGCCGGGUUACACUGCGGAAGAAAUGUCCAGCAUGCGUAUAAUUAUAAUCAGAGGAUGUAAUGCUCUACCUUCUGUCCAGACUAAUGUAAGAGCAAAAUUAACUAACGGCAUUUUGGUGAACUCAUAUGGAACCUCAGAGAUUGGUGUCACCUCAUUGAAUUAUACCGAUUAUAAAGUCGAUACUGUUAGCCGUUUAUGGGGUGGUGUGCAGCUGAAGAUAAAGGAUUAAGUGUCAGGUGAUGUUCAGAAAUUAAUGGGUCCGAAUGAAAAGGGGGGCACUCCUAUAAGUUGGUUGGGUUACCUUGUAAUCCAGAGACAACUGCUGAUAUUAUGGAUUCUGAUGGCUGGAUCAACACCGGUGAUAUCGUGUGUAUGGAAGAUGAAGGUUUUCGAUAUUUGGUUGAUCGCAGUAAGGAUAUUUUAAAAUAUAUGGAUAUUAAAAUAACGUUUUUAUAAAAAAAUAAAUAACGAUAAAUAUAAUUUAAUAUUUGCUAAUUUGUAACUUGAUUUUGAUUGGUCAGUUUGUACUGUAGCUAAAUGCCAUAGUGAACCAAUCUGCACAAUUUAUUAAAAGAUUCUACAAUAAUUUGUGCCAAAUUUUAUAAAGAUGUUACGAAAAAUCCGUAAGUUUUCCAUGC